Messenger RNA from Oncorhynchus kisutch (coho salmon), 795 nucleotides. Its product is annotated as delphilin-like. The record is from RefSeq and is a predicted model, not a curated record. The transcript has 4 exons. NCBI's taxonomy places the organism in Eukaryota, Metazoa, Chordata, Actinopteri, Salmoniformes, Salmonidae. Bases 1 to 795 code for a protein of 264 amino acids. Gene Ontology annotation, molecular function: protein binding.
AUGCCGACAUCCAAUCAGGGCUGGCCAGAGGAGUUUGGCUUCCAGCUGGGAGGAAGUGGUCCUAGCUACAUCCUGUCUGUGGAGGAGGGGAGCAGUGCCUACCUGGCGGGGCUGCAGCCAGGUGACCAGGUGCUGGAGAUCGAGGGCCAGAAUGUGUCCACUCUGGGAGUCCAGGCUGUCAUCUCCAUCGCUCAGACCCAGAGGAACAUCCCUCCCAGCAUCGGAGUGGUGUCUCGCAUCCAGCAGAUGGACAUCACCCCGGGUCCUGAUGGUCGUUUCGGCUUCACCAUCGUGGGAGACUGCCCCCUCCUGGUGGAGGACUGUUCGCCCUGCUCUCCGGCGGGACGGGGUGGCCUGGGGGCUGGUGACUACGUCAUGGAGGUCAACGGGAUCCCGGUGAGGCAGCACGAGAUGGCGGCGGCGCUGAUCAAGGCGUCCCAGGGGCGUACGCUGAGGCUGGGGGUGCUGUGUCUGGGGCCCAGACAGAAAGUACGCAGCAGUGGGAGUAUGGAUGGGAUACAGCCUGGAGGAGACGGGAUGAGGAAGGACCGCAAACACAAGGCCCUGGAGUUCAACAGGAAGAUUGACCAGAUUUUGGGGGAGGAGCCAGAGGUGAAGGAGAGGCUGUUUGCGGUGCUGAAGCAGUAUGCUGCGGAGAAGAAGGUUGAUUGGCUGGCCUCUGUCCUCCCAGACAUCCUCACCACUGACGAGCAGCAGACGCUCAUCGGCAACAUCAGGUACCGGAGUCUCUGCUCUCUGGGCAUCAUCCAGACUGUGUUCAGUAUAGGUUCUUGA